Messenger RNA from Emiliania huxleyi CCMP1516, 1284 nucleotides. RefSeq lists its product as hypothetical. The record is from RefSeq and is a predicted model, not a curated record. The transcript has 2 exons. Lineage: Eukaryota; Haptophyta; Isochrysidales; Noelaerhabdaceae. The coding region runs from base 66 to 1094 and encodes 342 amino acids. Gene Ontology annotation, molecular function: protein binding. Gene Ontology annotation, cellular component: nuclear pore outer ring.
CGCGCGCGGUUCACGCACUUCUUCCACACGAAUCUCUGGGCCGCCGCAUCCCGCCGCCUGCUGCCAUGGAGCAGCCGGCCAGGCCGCUGGGCGCCAGCUGCUGCUCCAACGUCGGCUGGCUGGUCAGGAGCGUUGCCUGGUGCCCCUUUGAGGAGGGCUCGCACCUGCUGGCGGCUGCCGGCGACACGGCCGCGCUCCUCGAGCUGAGGGAUGCAGCUGAUGGGCGCGCCACGCUUGCCCCCGCCGAAGGGAUGGCCAUUCCAAUCGACGGCGACGUGGACGCCAUCGCAUGGGGCCGUGUGCACGGCCAGAUUUGCCUCACGGCCAUCGCGGGCGGGUCUGUGUCGCAGCACCUGUGCGCUGCGCAAGGCCACAGCCUCUCCUCUGGCGUGCUUCAGCUCUCGAGCCCGGUGGUCAACGCGCCUGUGUACAGCGCCUGUCACCUUGCCCGUGAGAUGCUCGCCCUCACCGGCGCCUCACGCCAGUGCAGCCUCCUGGCGCUCGGCGAAGGCGCAGCCAACCUCUCCCGCACCAUAGCCCUGCACUCGGAGGGUGUCGCGGUCCGGGCGCACCACGCGCAGCCGGACCAUCUCAUGGUGGCGGAGGCGUGCGGAGGCGUCCAUUUCCUCGACCUGCGCGAGCCCGAAGGGCCGCACCCCACGCUCUCGCGCACGCUUCCGCCGGCGGCGGCUGCGGCGGGCCUGCGCGACGCCGACUGGUGCCCCGGCGACUCGCACUUGGUCUGCGCUGUGGCGGGCGACGCCUGGUACGGCUGGGACUUGCGCGGCACCGGCCGCGCUGCGACGGCGCACGUUGGGGGUGGAGGCGGCGAGACGCGCGGCGCUCACGCGCUGCGGUGGGCGCCGCACGGCACGUCGUUCGCCGUCGCGGGCCGCUCGUCGGCCGUGUCGGUCCACGAGCUGCGCACGGCCGCCUCGUCGCGAGAGGAGCGAGGCCUCUGGAGCGACUCGUCGACUUUCCUGACGCACGGGCUGCCGACGCGCGUGCCGAGCGUCUCGUGGAAGCAAGGCGCGACCGCCGCCCGAGUGCUCGCCGGCUGCGGCGACACGAAGAUUUGCGUCUGGUCGCUCUAGCCCGGCGGAACACCCGGACACUCCACAAGCAUUGCGACUACACGCGGCCCCAGCGCGCGGCACAACACGUCGCCCAGUGGCCCAGGCGCAGACCGCAGCGCGCGCAGGCUUCUAGUAAGACACUAGAGAAAGAGAUACGUGUAUACGCAUUUACGGGAAUAUGGCGAAAUGCACUUGCAACUUCACUUGC